This is a messenger RNA of Rodentolepis nana, 1110 nucleotides long. Lineage: Eukaryota; Metazoa; Platyhelminthes; Cestoda; Cyclophyllidea; Hymenolepididae. The record is from the annotation of a GenBank genome assembly.
AUGUUUAAAACGAAAGUCUUGCUUCCACCUGAUUUUUCACGGAACAAGGAACUAGUGCAAUAUAUAUCUCAAGUAUGCCACGUUAAGGCCGUUGUUCAGAGUGCUUCAAGACCGCAACUAGAAAUUUCCGCUGAGGAUCAAGAGAGUCUUCAUUUUUCGCAAAAUUUGGCCCUUUCGUUCGUUGGACCUGAAUUGGAAACUGUUCUUCCCUUAUCGCCAGCUAUUCUGACUGCUUUUAGAAUCGUGGAGAUUCAAAGGUACUUUGCCAGGCGACAUAGAAUGGUUGUCAUUGCAGAAAACAAUAACAGUUUGUAUAUGUGUGGACCAGCUUCACGCUUAGAAGCUGCCUCUGAGGUACUGGCUGACGUUGAAUUAUAUUCAGUUUCUCUUGAUCCUCCAGUGGAAACUAGCGAUUUCGAGGCGCUUUGUUCUGCUUAUGAUAUUUCAUCUAAAAAUGUAAAAAAGAGGGCUAAGGUAGAAGAAAUAAAUUUCCUCUUCUACUUUCUUCCCUUGGUUGAAUCCAAAAUGGAUUGUUUGGAUCCAAAAUCAUUGCUGGCCCGGGAGUCUUUUGAUGCUUAUCGCAAGCUUAACGGUUGUGAAGUACCCAAACCGGUUUCGAAUGGUACUCCUAAGCUGCAAGUUUCUGCAAUUUCGACUCAAGGUAAGCGAAGUUCCUCCAAACGUCGGAGGCACCGAAAGAAAAAUCAUUUGGGGCCUCCCAAGUUGAACGGAAAUUGUGACUACGAUCAUUUACGCAUCCUUCAGGUACGUGAAUUAAUGUAUAAACUUAACUCAUUCUUCACUCCACUUGUGUUGCGUUUUACUAGAGCCGAUAUUAAAGACAGGCGUCGGCGGGUUGUUGUAAUUGAUGGUGCCAACGUGGCCCAUAGCGAAUCAACAACACGCAAAUUCAGUCUGGGCAAUCUCCGAAUUGCCUACAAUUACUUUGUGAAUCGCGGCUUCACGGAAGUGAAGAUCGUGCUUCCAGAGGCUUCGAAUGAGUGUCGCCAAUACUUUUCUGAUGAAGAACUCGUCAAACACUUCAUCUUUACACCCAUUCGACGCCUCAUUCCUGGGGAGAAACCCCAACGCGCCGAUGAUGAUAGGUGA